GCUUCCUCCUCCUCCCCCCUCUCUCUUGUCACUUCCCUCCUGCCCUUACGCAAACCCAUCUUCGAUAGUGGCGGGCAUCAGGGUUGAUUUCGUCAUCCUCAUCAACCCAAAGCCACUCGCCGGCUUCGCUGCCCUGAACCCUCAUCGCGCGAACGCAAAGUCAUAGCUCGAUUAGCUGCUCUGGCUCCUUCUUCCAUCGACACCACCAACACCCGUAUACCCGCCCGCCGCGCCUCAGCACCAACAAGCGCUCGUCAGCAGGUGAUUGAGCGCACAGAGGUGCUGCUGUUGCUUCAUUUUCAUCAUGGAUACCUACUCCAUCUCUUUUAGCCUGCCCAGGGCUACUGGCACUCAUUUUUUGCCAGAUGCUCCACCUUCGAAUGCAUUGUCUCGCCCUGCGGCAGACUCGUUCUCCGCUGACGAUUCAGCUACAACCGUCAGUGGAAGCAGUAAUACUGCCAAGGACACCCAGAGCGAUGCUCCACAGCAGCCAGUAGGGAGCAGGCUUCGUUCUCGCUUCGCACCUUCGGUCAAGUCGUUCAUUCCCAUGAGCUUCAAGAAGACUGGUGAAAAGGAGCAAGACGAAGACAAGGACUCGACACCAAUCGAGCGCUUGGCUCGCUCGUCAGCUGAGUGGCGCAAGUCUCGCCUUAAGAGCACCUCCAGUCUGCCCUUGUCAGUGCCUGAGGAAAAGACGACCGAUGAGCCCACCUCUCCCUCGUCGUCGUCCAAUCUGCGCGACAGCCGCUCGACUGCUGGCACCCGCUCCUCUCUCGACUUCUCCUCUCUCUCCAACGAUAGUACCGCUCCCAGCACUGCUCCCGGCAGCAAGAGCUGGCAGACCAAGUCGGAGACUCCCAGCAGCAACCACUCUGCCUCCAACUCCAUCACGACGCUUGGCGCCCAGCACCCGCUCACGUCCAAGGACGUAGCAGAGGCAGCUCAGCGGCUCAGCCUCGAGGUCAUGACAUCAACGCAGUGCCACGUCUCCUGCACGCCAGCUCAGGAGGACGUCUCCCCUCCUCCAUCAGCCAGCGCUCGUCAGCAGACGGGUUUCUCUCCCUACCCCUCCGCUCCCAAUUAUCCCUACUCACAUUACGCUCAAGGCUUUGGUCACGAGGCUAGCGCUGCAGGCUUCUACCCAGGAUUCGAUUCGAGCACCGCAUCCCUGCCUCAUGAUCACCAGAUGGCGGCCGGCUCAGCAGCUCACUCCUCUGCCGCGACUACGGCAACUGCAGCUGCAAAGCAGAAGAUGCCUCGCUAUAACUUCCACAUCAGUGGCACUUUUGCUCAAGUCAUGGAGGCCCGCGCAAAGGUGCUGCGUGACUCGCCCUUUCGCUCCCGUGUCACACUCAAGGUACCUCGUGCCGAAAUCAUCGACAACACGACUACCGCGAUCACUACAGAGUCCGCAAGUCAGCCGCAGGGAGAGACGCAGCAAUCUUCCUCUUCCGGUGACUCGGUCUCGCCCUCGACGUCAAAUAACGACCUCAAGCCGCACGUGCGCGUCAAGCUAGACGAGAUUGCCCAGCUCACCAGCACGCACAUCGCCAUCGUCGGCAAAGAUUCUCGUGGUGCAGAUCUAGGCUACGGGCUUGAGACGGAGCGCUGUGUGGAAGUCGUCAUCUCCGGCGAGCUUGAGGGGGUAGAGUACGCUCGCAUCAAGACGCUGGUCAUGCUCGAGGAGCUCUCCGGCUUGACGAGCAUGAUGUGCGAGAUUGACCAGAAGUUCCACAACAUCCUUGGGGGCAGAAAGAGGGCUGUGCUGCAGACAAUUCAGGAGCAGACGGGUACAAGCAUCUAUCUACCGCUGCCGCUCAGCAUCAAUCUGGGGGCCUCGCAGGAUCCCGCUGUGCUUGCGAGACUCAACACCAUCCAUAUCAGUGGUGACUACAUGGGGGUGCAGAGGGCAAGGGAGAUGGUGUUCCAGGUCUUCUUCCACAAGAGCAAGUCGACCAUCUCGCGCGACACCGCCAUCUUGCCUCGCAAGAUCGACUGGCUCCUCACGGACCAUCUAGAGGACCUUCGGCAGAUCAUGAUCGACAACGGCACCUUCAUUGGCUUGCCCGCCCUCGGUGCCCAAUCGAGUGUCGUCACUGUCUAUGGCGAUAACCGCGUUAGCAUCGAGAGGACCAUCCGUACUGUCAUGGCCCUGGCAUGCCAGUUCUAUGUUUCCUCGCUCUGGCUAUUGCCUCAAGCGUACAGCGCUAUGAACACGCCGAUGUCUCUCAACUCGCCACAGCUCACAACGAUGCUCCAGAACGUUGCCAAUCGCUCUGGCGCAGAGGUCGUCUUCAAGGGCAAUUGCUUCGAGAUUCACGGCCUCGAGACCGAAGUCAAGGGCGCCAUCAGCAUGGUCCUUGAUCUUGAUGUGAUCAAGCAAUUCAACUUCGAGGUGCGCUUCCAGAUCGAGCUUGCUACGUCGGAGCGCGAAUUCCUCCAGGGACGCAAGUGCGGCAAAGUCAACAAGAUCAUGAAGCAAUGCGGAGUGCGCAUCAAGUUCGAGACGCUGAAUGACUACAAUUUCCUCGUGGAGCUCUCCUCCAACGACCGUGCCUCUGCAUUGCAAGGUCUGGCCCUCCUGCAGGAGGAGCUCCCCGCCGAAGUCUCCUUCCACGUCCCUGAGGCCUACCAUAAGCGUUGCAUCGGCGUAGGAGGUAAGCAGAUCCAAAAGGUCAUGAAAAAGUACGGCGUCUACGUCAAGUUUUCCAAUGCAGAGGAAUUUGCUGCCCUCGGCGGAUACCUCGACAACGAGGAUAAUGUCAUCGCUCGCACGCCCGCGAAGAACGCCAUCAACCUGGAGAACUUGAAGCAGUCUGUCAUGGAGAUGGUCAAUCCCAAGGACAAGGACUACACGACGGAGACCGUCUCCAUCUCUCGGCGUUACCACCGCGCUUUGCUGGGGGAGAAGGCAAUCUUCAUCCAUGACAUCGAGAGUAAGACUUCCUCCAAAGUCUAUUUCCCACCUCGCGAGGCAGCCUCCGAUUUGGUGGCCAUCUUCGGACCUGAAUCGCAGAUUCAUAUCGCGAGCGCCAUGCUUCUCGAGCACGUCCCAUUCGAAGCCGAGUUCCGCACCCCUAACGCCGCCUCGCUCGGCCAGGUCGUAGGCUCGCAGGAGUUUGUCGCCCUCACCGAACGAGUCAAGCGGGACCUCAGCAUCCACAUUCUCGCAGGCCUAGUUCCCCCGCCUGAGAGCAGCGCCGAGGCAAUUUUCAAGCUUCGCCUCUCUCGCAGCAACCACGACUUCCUUCCCACGGCAAAGGACAUGCUCGAGGACUUCCUCACCACGCGUAACAUCAACGUCUAUGCUGCCCCUGCCCGAGCCCGUUCCGACUCGUUUGCCUCCUCCUUCCCUCACUUCGCCACCAAGCUCAUCUCGACCCCAGGUGCAGGCGCGGACCAGAGUGACGCUGCUAGCUUCCACAGUGAGCUUGCUGCGCGAUUCAACGACACGGGUCGACUCCGUGGGGCUGCCUCCUCUCCGGCCCUCAAAGCCCUCUUCGACUCUCCCGCAGCAGGCAGAGCCCCCUUUCCCACUGCCAGCGGUGGUGGUAUGCCUACCUCCGGCUCGGGCAGCAGCGGUACAAGCGGUGUCACUGCAGGCGCCGGAGCUAGCAAUUCUCCACUUGUGGGCUCCUCCCUGUACACCUCGCCCUACGCCGACGCCAUGCCUGGCGGAGUCAGUAGCGAAGUCUGGGGCACACCUCGCGGGCUAGUCAACAGCAUCACCACCCCUACGCCUCCCGCUGUCGGUUCUCAGCAACAGCAGCAGAGCCUGGGUACCCCUUCGCACUCGCCCGUCUCCUCUACCAGCGGCAUUGUCUUCCCUCCCCACCACACGGCCAGGCAAAGCGAAGAUGCUACUCUCCUACACCGCAACACGGAACCGUUCGGCAGCAUACCUGGGGGUGGCGCGGAUGAGCGCACCCGCUCUGGCCAGCUACGCAAGCCCCGCUCCUUCGCUCACCGGGCCCAGUCGCUUGACAUCUCGUCUCGCGCUGCGCAGCAAGCCGCGCUUGAGGCCUCGGCAGCCUACCACGGUGGCGGCGCUGGCAGCGGAGGCAGUGGUGUUGGGGGCUACCACCCGCAUGGGGGAUACAGCAGCGGCGGCAUCAGUCCUGGGCCGUACUACAAUGGUCCUGGUGGCCUGUACGGGCCAGCAUCAGGGGGUUAUCAUAGCCAUGUGCACACUCCCAGUGGCUACGGAGGUGCUGCGCAUCAAAGCUACCCUUUCAACCAUCACGGCGGCCAUGUGCCUUCGCCUAGCAUGCCGCGUGUGCCGCAUGCUACGCAGAGCAUGUCUUCGCAUACCGGCGGUUACCCAUACCCGCGCCAGCCUAUUGGUGGGGGAAGUGGGCCCGGGGGGCCCAGCGGUGGCGGGGGAAGCGGCGGGGGCAGCUUCUCCUCUGGCCCAGUGGAUGACAUGACGAGGAUGCUCAACGGCUUCUCGUUCCACCCGUCGUCCUGAGUCCCCACGCUACUUGACGCCAAGCGACGACUACAUUAAGUUCCAAGCAUCACAGCACGCUUCUCUUCUCCUUUCUCAUCAUCGACCCUCAUCUCCGACGUUCAGCCUCCAUUUCGCCUCGUCAAUCAAACUCUACGCAACAGACCAACCUCCAUCAACAGCAAUAUCAAGCCGCUUUCACCAACACUACCCCCUUCUCUCUCACGUUGUCUCUCCUGUUCCUACCUGUGCUCGAAAUCCAAUACAACGCAUCUAUACAUUGCCAGUAUCAAUUCGAAUGUGACUCUCAUC
Messenger RNA from Jaminaea rosea, 4759 nucleotides. RefSeq lists its product as hypothetical. The transcript has 2 exons. Gene Ontology annotation, biological process: nuclear division. The record is from RefSeq and is a predicted model, not a curated record. Gene Ontology annotation, cellular component: nucleus; cytoplasm. Bases 305 to 4468 code for a protein of 1387 amino acids. Gene Ontology annotation, molecular function: mRNA binding. Lineage: Eukaryota; Fungi; Basidiomycota; Exobasidiomycetes; Microstromatales.